Molecule: messenger RNA, 2949 nt
Organism: Nannospalax galili (Upper Galilee mountains blind mole rat)
Lineage: Eukaryota; Metazoa; Chordata; Mammalia; Rodentia; Spalacidae
Gene: Atl3
Product: atlastin GTPase 3
Exons: 13
Coding region: 84-1712 (542 amino acids)
Biological process (GO): endoplasmic reticulum organization; protein homooligomerization
Molecular function (GO): GTPase activity; GTP binding
Source: RefSeq, a predicted model, not a curated record
CCGCCUUUUCCCCCUCCUCCGGGGCUGUCCCCGCCCGCCCCUCUCGUCUGCGCUUCUGCUGCUUUGCUGAAGGCGGAGGCUCCAUGUUGUCCCCUCAGCGAAUGGCAGCGGCGGCGUCGAGAGGAGCAGGUGAUGCCAUGGAGAGUGGAAAACCUGGUCCAGUGCAGGUGGUUUUGGUGCACAAAGAGCAGCAUUCCUUUGAGCUAGAAGAAAAAGCCUUGGCUAGCAUCCUCCUGCAGGACCACAUCCGAGAUCUUGAUGUGGUGGUAGUGUCUGUGGCUGGCGCCUUCCGCAAGGGCAAGUCAUUCAUCCUGGACUUCAUGCUGCGGUACUUAUACUCUCAGAAAGAAAGUGGUCAUUCAAAUUGGUUGGGUGACCCAGAAGAACCAUUGACAGGAUUUUCAUGGCGAGGAGGCUCUGACCCGGAAACCACUGGAAUUCAGAUCUGGAGUGAAGUUUUCAUGGUGGAGAAGCCAGGUGGGAAGAAGGUUGCAGUUGUUCUGAUGGAUACGCAGGGGGCAUUUGACAGCCAGUCAACUGUGAAAGACUGUGCUACCAUCUUUGCUCUAAGUACCAUGACUAGUUCUGUUCAGAUUUACAAUUUGUCUCAGAACAUUCAGGAAGAUGAUCUUCAGCAGCUACAGCUCUUCACAGAAUAUGGUCGUCUGGCAAUGGAUGAAAUCUUCCAAAAACCUUUCCAGACACUCAUGUUUUUGGUUCGAGACUGGAGUUUCCCUUAUGAAUACAGCUACGGACUGAAAGGAGGAAUGGCGUUUUUGGAUAAGCGUUUACAGGUGAAGGAACAUCAGCAUGAAGAAAUUCAGAAUGUUCGAAAUCACAUUCACUCUUGUUUCUCUGAUGUCACCUGUUUUCUCUUACCACAUCCAGGACUUCAGGUGGCAACAAGUCCGGACUUUGAUGGGAAAUUGAAAGAUAUUGCUAGUGACUUCAAAGAGCAGUUGCAAGCACUGAUACCUUAUGUGUUAAACCCAUCUAAGCUAAUGGAAAAGGAGAUCAAUGGCUCAAAAGUCACCUGCCGGGGACUGUUGGAGUAUUUUAAGGCAUAUAUUAAAAUUUACCAAGGAGAAGAUCUGCCUCACCCCAAAUCUAUGCUUCAGGCCACUGCUGAAGCCAAUAAUCUGGCUGCUGCAGCCUCUGCCAAGGACGUUUAUUACAACAACAUGGAAGAGGUUUGUGGGGGAGAGAAACCUUAUUUGUCUCCAGAUAUUUUAGAGGAGAAGCACUGUGAAUUCAAGCAACUUGCCCUGAACCAAUUUAAGAAGACUAAGAAGAUGGGUGGGAAGGAUUUCAGCCUUCGUUACCAGCAAGAGCUGGAGGAGGAGAUCCAGGAAUUGUUUGAGAACUUCUGCAAACACAACGGUAGCAAGAAUGUCUUCAGCACCUUCCGAACCCCGGCGGUUCUCUUCACAGGCAUAGCAGCUUUGUACAUCGCCUCAGGCCUUACUGGCUUCAUUGGUCUCGAGGUUGUGGCUCAGCUGUUCAACUGUAUGGUUGGGCUGCUGUUAAUAGCGCUCCUUACCUGGGGGUACAUCAGGUAUUCCGGUCAGUAUCGUGAGCUGGGUGGAGCUAUUGACCUUGGCGCAGCUUAUGUGUUAGAGCAGGCUUCUUCGCAUAUUAGUAACUCUACUCAGGCUGCUGUGAGGGAUGCAGUUGCUGCUGGUAGAUCACCUGCGGAUAAAAAAGCUGAAUAGCAUCUGAAUGGGAGGAUCCAACAAGAGCCCAACUGGCCCCUGGAUUUCUGCUCCUGCCACUGUGGUCCAGUUCCAAAGGAAUGACAGACCUGAGCCCAUCUGGGAAGAACUGAAACGGGCACUGUAAUAAAUGAGCUGACCUCUUCCUGGCUUUCAAAUUCCAUUUCUCUUGGAAGCAGUCAUUUUUCUUGCUGUUAUAGAUUUGAGACUUUGUCUGUUUUCUUGUUACGCUGCUUUGUGCACUUUAUUGUGGGGUGGGGGGAGGGUGAAAGGAAAACAUGGAAAUGCAGCUUUGAAGCUUUUUGUGCCACAUAGUGCCUUUUCAGGUCAAAUCCAUGCCUUUGCAGACAUGAGGGUGAGGAACGGAGGACUGCCUCAUGAAAUAGGCUGUUUUGGAAUGAAGUGUCAGUUUUGCUCCUUAUGAGGAUUUGUUUUUAAAGUUUAGAAAACUUGGAAAAGGUUCCGAACUGAAGACUUAAUGAAAUGAUGCUGUCACUGUUAUUACCAUUAUUGGUGAUUGAACCAUACUAAGCAAGCACUCUACCAUUGAGCUGUAUCCCCAGCCCUUUGCUUUUCCUUUUGAGACAUGGUCUCAGGUCUUUAAUUUACUCUGGCCAGGGUUGACCACGAAGCUUUGAUUUCCCCUGUCUCGUUCUCUUGCGUGGCUGGUGUUAAGGCCUGUACCACCAGUCCUUGCUUCAAAUCUUAUUUGUAAUAUUAGAAUUCUGCUUGCUAUGAAGUAUGGAAAAAUUAGAUCAUUUAUAUUACAGAAUUUAAAGUCUUUUUCCUAAUAGGCUGACAGUUGUUUUGAACUUGCUUUUUAAAAUAUUCCUAUCUAUAGCUUCUUUCUAGAAAAAGAGGCAGAAAUGCCUUAAAAAUCCAGAGUGACUCAUAAUAAAAGGAAUGAGCUACUUUCUGAAAAAAAUUGCAAUUUAAGGGACCCAUUUGACCCUUGAUAAGUCACUUAAACCUGUGUCUUGAUGAGAGUCACUGUAACUUUAUGUAUGUAUAUAAAGCACAUGUCAGUCUUACACUCAUAAAUUUGGUGUCAUAAAGGAUUAGAGAAAAGACAUUACUAAAUAUUACUACCUUUAAUUAAUAUAUUAUUUUAUGUGGCCUAGCAGUAAUACCAAAUGGGUCUAGGGUCUUCACCCAAACUGUGUAUUUUUAUUCUUUGCAUGGUCUAAAGUUUAUAAUAUCAAAGCUAAAAUUGUUAAUUUUAGGCUCUUUUUCCUUA